Messenger RNA from Pieris macdunnoughi, 1209 nucleotides. Lineage: Eukaryota; Metazoa; Arthropoda; Insecta; Lepidoptera; Pieridae. The record is from the annotation of a GenBank genome assembly.
AUGGUGAAGGAAACAACAUACUAUGAUAUACUUUGUGUAAAACCAAAUGCCACAUCAGAUGAGCUUAAGAAAGCGUAUAGAAAAUUAGCCCUUAAAUAUCACCCUGAUAAAAAUCCAAAUGAGGGUGAGAGGUUUAAACAAAUUUCACAAGCAUAUGAAGUCCUUUCAAACCCAGAUAAGAGAAAAAUCUAUGACCAAGGUGGAGAACAAGCCCUGAAAGAAGGUGGUGUUGAUGGUGGGGGCAUGUCAUCACCAAUGGACCUCUUUGACAUGUUCUUUGGUGGAGGCUUUAGUGGCGGAAACAGACGUGGUCGCGAGAGGAAAGGCAAAGAUGUUGUCCAUCAGUUGUCAGUUACUCUAGAAGAACUGUACCGAGGUGCCGUCCGAAAACUGGCAUUGCAGAAGAAUGUCAUUUGUGAGAAAUGUGAGGGCAGGGGCGGAAAGAAGGGUGCAGUUCUAACAUGUACCACCUGUAGAGGCACUGGUAUGCAAGUACAGAUUCAGCAACUUGGUCCUGGUAUGAUACAGCAAAUACAGACUAUUUGUGGAGAAUGUCGGGGAAAGAGAGAAAUCAUUGACCCUAAGGACAGGUGCAAAGUUUGUCAGGGCCGUAAGACAGUACGUGAUCGCAAGAUUCUAGAUGUACAUGUAGACAAGGGUAUGACUGAUGGUCAGAAGAUUGUCUUCAGCGGUGAAGGUGACCAGGAGCCAGAUUUGGAAGCUGGAGAUCUUAUUAUUGUGCUUGAUGAGAAGGAGCAUGAUGUUUUCAAACGUACCGGCAAUGAUCUGAUUGUGAGGCUGAAUAUAGAAUUAGUGGAGGCACUCUGUGGUUUCCAAAAGGUGAUUAGAACUUUGGAUGAGAGAGAUAUUGUUAUUACAGUUUUGCCUGGAGAAGUCACCAAACAUGGGGAAGUUAAAUGUGUUCUUAAUGAAGGUAUGCCAAUGUACAAAAAUCCAUUUGAGAAGGGUCUCCUCAUCAUUCAAUUCCUAGUUAAUUUCCCGGCGCGAAUUCCACCUGAGAUCAUUCCAGCUCUUGAGAACUGCCUUCCCCCUAGACCAAGGGUUGAGAUUCCGGAACUGGCUGAAGAGUGUCAGCUAGCAGAACUGGAUCCGGAACAAGAAAUGAGGAGACGGCGACAGCAGCACAACACCUAUGAUGAAGAGGAGGAUGGACCUGGAAUGAACCGUGUGCAGUGUGCCACAAGCUAA